ACACUUUCAACUUUCAAACAUCCAAACAGAGUAAUAAAACAGAGCUCCUCUGUUUUCAUUCUUUAAAUGAUUCAAAGAUUUGAUCGAACCGAUCGCCGGAUUCUUACAUUUCCGGCAGUUCAUCCCUGCGAGGGUAUUUCUCCGGCCAUCCUGUUAGAUUCUUUAAUUACUCUCUCACAAAACAUUUGUAGUUAUCAGUCUAAUUUCUUCCCUACUCAGAAAAAAAAUGCUCGAGAAGCCAUUCGCCAAAUCGGAAUUCUCCGUAUUUUCUUCGACGAAAUUCGGGACCGGAGACUAAUUCUAUCGGAAUCAGUUGUUCUUUCGCUCUCGGAGCUACACCUUACGUUUCAAAAGAUUCAGUUCUUGUUGCAAGAUUGUACACGUGAAGGUGCUAGCUUAUGGAUUCUGAUGAAGUCUCAGUCUGUUGCAGCUCAGUUUCGUGCUCUAACUCGAUCGGUCGCUACGGCUCUCGAUAUUCUUCCGUUGAAUGCGAUAGGUGUUUGUAGUGAAGUGAGGGAGCUUGUUGAAUUAGUAGCAAGGCAAGCUCGGAAAGCGAAGUUCGAGCUUGAUCGUGAAGAUGAAUGGGUGUCGAAACAAGUUUAUUUGAUAUUGAAUUAUUUCGAGAAAGGAAUCGAGCCUGAGUUGAGUGUAAUCAAACAGGUUGUUGAUUAUUUGGAGAUUAAAAGGUGGAGUGUUUGUGCUAAGGAGAUGAAGUUCUUGGAAGAUGAAAUUAGUUUUCAAUGCUCAAAUUGUGAUGAGAGGGAAGUUCCAUUUCUGAGUGGUUUAUUAGGGUUUAUGAGCUACUGCAGAGGAGUGAUUUUCGAAACACUGGAUCAUCAAGUUAAUGAUCCAAGUGAUAUAAGAUGCAGCAUGGAGACACCUACCUGCUUAAAUCCUGAGGAUUUUCGGUGUCCGAUUUCACUCGAGCUAAUGACUGAUCCGGUGACCGUAUUCACAGGACAGACUUAUGAUCGUUCUUCUAUUGAGAAAUGGCUCAAAGCUGGGAAUUUGAUCUGUCCGAAAACAGGAGAAAAGCUGAGAAGCAAAGAGUUGGUUCCUAAUGCUACUCUUCGAAAGUUGAUUCAACAGUUUUGUUCUGAUAAUGGAAUUUCUCUAUCGAAAACGGGGAAUAUAAGUCGAAAUAUAUCGAGAACUAUCGUCCCAGGUAGUUCUGCAGCUGGAGAAGCUAUGAAGUUGCUUUCGAGAUUUCUUGCGAGAAGGCUGGUUUUCGGAUCCUGCGAAAGGAAAAACAAGGCUGCUUAUGAAAUUCGAUUGCUUGCCAAGUCAAACAUAUUUAAUAGAGCUUGUUUGAUUGAAGCAGGCACAAUCCUACCUCUGAUAAACCUUUUGUCCUCUUCAGAGGGGUCUACACAAGAGAAUGCCAUUGGAGCUUUAUUGAAGCUUUCAAAGCAUACUACUGGGAAGGCGGUUAUUGUCGAAAAUGGUGGACUGAAACCAAUUCUUGGAAUCCUGAAGAGCGGAUUGAGUUUCGAAGCGAAGCAAACAGCAGCUGCUACAAUAUUUUACCUAGCUUCAGUGAAAGGGUACCGAAAAUUGAUCGGUGAAAUGCCCGAAACAGUUCCAGCACUUGUGGAAUUGAUCAAGAGUAGGACAACUUGCGGCAAAAAGAAUGCAGUCGCAGCAAUUUUCGCUCUUCUUUUAUACCCAGCGAACCACCAGAGGGUGCUUUCGUCCGGUACUGUUCCAUUGCUGCUCGACAUUUUAGUUUCAUCGGAUAAGGAUGAACUCGUAGCCGAUUCGCUAGCAGUUCUCUCAGCCCUAGCUGAGAAUCUGGACGGAGCAUUAGCCAUCCUGAAAACUUCAGCAUUAUCAGUAAUCACAAGAAUGCUGCAAUCUUUUCCAUCAAGAUCCGGGAAAGAGUAUUGUGUUUCGAUAUUGGUUUCCCUAAGUAAACAUGGAGGUGAUCAAGUAAUCGAGAUAUUAGCAAUGGAUCGUGUUCUUAUGAGCACAUUAUAUUCACUUUUAACAGAUGGAACAUGUCAUGCCGGCAGUAAGGCUCGUAAUCUGAUGAAGAUUCUUCAUAAAUAUCGUGAGACAAGCUCUUCUCAAUCAAUGGCUUCAGCUCCUUGUGAACGACCGGUUCAUGUGAGGUGAAUGUUUUGUUCUGCUCUUACAUUUGUUUAUGUAGAUGUACACAUUACCAUAUAUAGAUUUAAUUACAGCAUGUAGUAAAGGGUAAUUAGCUCGGUUUUUAUAAGAGCUAAUACAACUACGGAUAGAUUUGUGGAACACAAUUUAUACUGUAAUUUUCAUAUUUUUUUUGUAAUAUUAAAUAAAACAAGUUGCUGUAUUUACAAAUA
Mercurialis annua (annual mercury) is the source of this 2321-nucleotide messenger RNA. RefSeq names its product U-box domain-containing protein 19-like. Gene Ontology annotation, biological process: protein ubiquitination. The transcript has a single exon. The record is from RefSeq and is a predicted model, not a curated record. Gene Ontology annotation, molecular function: protein binding; ubiquitin-protein transferase activity. NCBI's taxonomy places the organism in Eukaryota, Viridiplantae, Streptophyta, Magnoliopsida, Malpighiales, Euphorbiaceae. Gene Ontology annotation, cellular component: cytoplasm; nucleus. The coding region runs from base 67 to 2115 and encodes 682 amino acids.